This is a messenger RNA of Etheostoma cragini (Arkansas darter), 1498 nucleotides long. RefSeq names its product urotensin-2-like. Gene Ontology annotation, cellular component: extracellular region. Bases 596 to 979 code for a protein of 127 amino acids. The record is from RefSeq and is a predicted model, not a curated record. Gene Ontology annotation, biological process: regulation of blood pressure; blood vessel diameter maintenance. Gene Ontology annotation, molecular function: hormone activity. Lineage: Eukaryota; Metazoa; Chordata; Actinopteri; Perciformes; Percidae. The transcript is spliced from 4 exons.
CUAAAUUGAGUUAUAAUGUCAAGGCCCUGUUUCUACAGGGCCUUGAACAUUUUAGCAUUUCACUGAACCUCUGUGCAAGUAAUUAUGCAGUUUUUCUGUGGGCUAUGAGUCAGGGGGAUUCAAAUGGCCCGAGAGUUUAAUGAGAUAGUAACAUAAAAACAUUAGUCAUUUGGCUGCCCACUUUCUCCACCUGCUCCCCCACGGGAUGUUGUUGAGAAUCACAUCGGAAACACCUGCUUCGAGCCCAUUUACAAAGUCAGUAAAACAGUCAAUCAAGCUGAAGAGCUGGUAAAACAUGACUGUGCCCUUGAAGCAUUGGCCACAACGCUUGUCUAUUUAUUGAGCCUAUAAUUCACCUGUGACUGCCUGUUGAUUUGUCACACUUAGAAGGGAUGGGACUGUGGAUAUUGCUGAUGGCUGUUUUGGCCAGCAAAAGUGUGUGUGUGUGUGCUGUGGGGAGCAUGCAGGAGGAGGGAAAGACUACAGCUGGAAGUAUAUAACCAAGUUGGGACCAACAGAGCAUCUACAACUCUUCUUUCCACCUGAGGACCACCGUGCGAAUCCGAUCCACUUCCAGCAACAGCGACCUGUAGUGAUGAAGUGGAACCAUCUCCUGUCCUGGGCCUUCCUUCUCGUGGCCACCGGCCCACUGCUGGCCCACCCCGUCACAGACUCUGCAGAGAUGCCCUACGCAGGACCUGUAUCAGUGGAGGAUGGAGGAGUUGGCGCCUUGGAUGAUCUGACGCUCUCUGAGCAAAUCUUCCCUCCUCAGGAUGGAGGGCUCAGAUAUUCCACUCUAAUAUCUGGGGAGUUUAACCGAGAUGGUGUGAGAACAGGCCUGCUCCCCAGGGGGAUGAAAAGAGAGGUCCUAUUGGAGAAACAGAGUCUCCUAAAUCCUUUCAGCCAUGUGCUGGGCAUCCGGAAGCAGUUCAGGAAGCGAGCGGGGAAUUCUGAGUGUUUCUGGAAGUACUGCGUCUAAAACGGUCAAAAGACGUGAAUGCUACUCAAGAAACAGGGCUGGCACUUAAACAACGAUUCUUAUCUUGCACUCACAUUAAAACAUGCAGACCAAAUAAGAAACAUCAUACAUGUACUGUAUAUACUGUAUGUGCACACAUGCAUGCCCAGGUGCAUCACACAUCCACACUCUCUUACAUAAGCGCUGUCAGCAUUUGUUCACAAAAAGAACAAUGCCAUAGGUACGGUUGAGACAAGUUGCUUGCAGACUUUAAGAUCAUUUAUUGAGAUAUCUUGUAUGUUGUGUGAAACUAUAUUAAUGUACACACAUUUGUUAAAAGUCCUUGGUUGUUUAAUGUGAGACAAAAUGUCUUUAGUUGUAAAAGUCAAAGGUUAUACAACACUGGAUGUUGGAUAGAAUUAAAACUUAAUUAUAAAUACUGUAUUUGCAAGUUGUCUUUUCUUGAUAAAAGGUGUUGGUGAGAAACAUAUUGGCAGCAGAAGAAACCGCUGUCCCUUUCCUAAAGUAAAAUAAGAAACA